Molecule: messenger RNA, 2076 nt
Organism: Thalassophryne amazonica
Lineage: Eukaryota; Metazoa; Chordata; Actinopteri; Batrachoidiformes; Batrachoididae
Product: tripartite motif-containing protein 35-like
Molecular function (GO): metal ion binding; RNA binding
Source: RefSeq, a predicted model, not a curated record
AUGGCUUCAAAUGCAGAGCUGUCCAAACCCUGCUCUCCAAUCUGUCAGGACGUCCUGAGGGACCCUGUUUCUCUGUCAUGCAGCCACAGCUUCUGUGAGGACUGUCUGAAGACAUGGUGGAAAGGCAGACAAAUACACGAGUGCCCUGUUUGCAGAAGAAGAUCCUCAAUGGAAUAUCCUCUUAAUUUCAGAUCAAAGGAGCACGGUGAGGAUUUCAUCAAGCAUAACGAUUCAAGAUCUUCAUCAAGAUCUGAGUCUGUCUGCAGUCACAAAUUCAGAUCCAUCAAUAAUCUGAAAGAGGAGCUUCAGGAAUCCCUGAAGCCUUUGCAGGAGAAACUGAAGCUCAUUGAAGAAGUUAAAGGAAAGUUUGUUCAAACAGCAGAACACAUUCAGGUCCAAACCCGACUCACAGAGCGGCAUAUUAAGGAGCAGUUUGAGAAGCUUCAUCAGUUCCUGAAAGAGGAAGAGGAGGUCAGGAUGGCUGCUCUGAAGGAGGAAGAGGAGCAGAAGAGUCAGAAGAUGAAGGAGAGGAUUGAAGCUCUGAGCAGAGAGACAGCAGCUCUUUCAGACACCAUCAGAAGCACAGAAGUGCUGAGAGCUGAAGAUGCCUCAUUCCUGCUCAACUACAAGACUGCAGUGGAAAGAGUCCAGCAGUGCCCCCUGCUGGAUGACCCAAAGCUGCACUCAGGAGCUCUGAUAGAUGUGGAACAUCUGGGCAACCUGACCUUCAACAUCUGGAACAAGAUGAAGAAGAUGGUCUCCUACACUCCUGUGGUUCUGGAUCCAAAUUCUGCUAAUCCAGAACUGAUCCUGUCUGAAGCUCUGACCACUGUGAGGCAGAAGCUUCCAGAAAACCCAGAGAGGUUUGAUUACUACCCCCUUGUCCUCGGCUCUGAGGGCUUUAUCGGGACUCACUGCUGGGAUGUGGAGGUCGGAGACAACGCGGUGUGGUUUCUGGGUGUGUUAGCCGAGUCCGUCCAGAGGAAGGGCCACGUUGACCUACAGUCUGGAUCUUGGGCGGUUGGGUUCUAUGAUGGUGUACACACAGCAUUCUGCCCAUCACGUCCCUCCACUGUCCUCCCACUGGAGAAUAAGCUUUGGAGGAUCAGAGUCCAUCUGGACUGGAACAGAGGGAAACUGUCCUCCUCAGAUCCGGAUUCCAACAAACACAUUCACACAUUGGCGGACUCUAACAGAAGGCACAUAGUCCAGCACCUGCUAGAAACAGACUGCAAAGAAUGGCAUGCUGAAACCACCAUUUACAAAACGGAGGAUCUGAGGAGGAUACAGAGAAAAGAUAUAGAGGAAUUUGAUAACCUGGUCGUCCUCCUGGGAACAAACAACAUAAAGGACGGACUGGACGGAAAAAGAGAAGCAACAGAAUACAUACACCUACUGGAAGAACUAAAAGGAAAGACAAACCAAGAAACUGCAUUAUAUGUUGUAGAAAUUCCCCCGAUAGGGAGAAGGACAGGUAAAUCUGAACGAGAGAAGUUCAAUUCCCACUUGACAAGAUACAUACCAAGCGACAUGAAUAUAAUAAGGACACCAGCGGUGGUAAGCAGAACGCCUACAGAGGACCUACUCGACGAUGACCUCCACCUGACCAAAGAAGUUGCAGCUGAAUACGCCAAUCACAUAGUCAAAUGUGUAGAGGCCGCUCAAGGAAGAAAGCUGCAGAAAAGAGAGGAUUGCAAACGUACAAUUAGGCUGACAGCCAACCAAAGCGAGGAUGUACCGCAAAUAAUUGGGAAAAAUGGAUGGAGGAUACAAGACAUGGAAAAGAAACACAAAGUCAAAAUCAUAGUAGAUCACGAAAAACCAACCACAAUCAAAAUCCGAGGAGAACAAAGGAGCACUGAAAAGGCAGAAAAAGAGUUAAGGGCAAUAAUUGAAGAAAAAACCGAAUCGACGGAGAGAAACAGAGACACAAGAGAGCAAGCAAAGGAUGUGGUAUGCCGCUACUACAUAAAAGGUAUAUGCAACAGAGGCACUAGAUGUUUCUACAAACACGUCCAAGACCAAACACCAAACAGAGAAGAACAAACAUGGACAAGGAAAAUGACCAGACAAUGA